AUGACUCCUCGAACAUUAUUUAUGCGCACUAAAGUAUUGCUUUCUGAUGUGUUCACCUCCCACAAUAAUGACUUUCACAUUCUUAUAGAUCAGCUUGCCAGUUCAGAUAAAGCAGCAUUACUUAAAAUUCAAGGUACUCGGGCCUUGCGUCAUAAUGCAUUUAAUUAUGAUGAUUACGGUAAAAAUAAUUUUUUAUGCAACUGUACAAAAGUUGGUACAUUUGGUAAAUUUUGUGAAUAUAAUUUUAUGAGUAAUCCAAGUUUUGAAGAAACAAUUGAACAUCAGUUUAGUUUAAAAUUGAAAUAUUAUUUGGGAAGUCAAUAUGUUGGGAACCGAACAUGCUACGAAACUUUAACAUGUAGUUUUGGAUUAUUAUGUCUUGAUUGGAGAAACAUAUGUGAUGGUAAACAACAAUGUAUUGAUGGUUUGGACGAAAAUAAUUGUGAAUUAUUAGAAUAUAAUGAAUGCGAACCGAAUGAAUAUCGAUGUGCAAAUGGACAAUGCAUUGAUGAAGAAUUCUUUUUAGAUGGUGAUAUAGAUUGUAUGGAUCGUUCUGAUGAACAAUAUAAAAUCUUAUCACAAUUUCAUAUUGUAUUUAACACUUGUGGAUUUAAACCAGAUUUUAAUUGCGAUGAAUUAUUAUUACCAAGAAAAGACUUUUCUUGUGGUGAUGGUGAAAUCUACCCAGAUAGAGUUAUAUUUCAUAGAGAGUUACUUGACGGUGAUCAUUGUUUUAGUUUUAGGGAUAAAAAUUUUAUGUGUGAAUUAGAUAAAUAUGUACCGAUGUGGACAAUGAAUAAUGGACAGUGUGUACUCUAUGGUCGGUUAGAAGGUAAUAGUACGAAUGAUAUAUGUUUAUUUUUGAUUAAAUGCGCAUUAAACAAUGGUCAAGGACUCGGAUGUCCUUGUAAUGGUCAAAAUUGUAAAAAUAUUAUUAUACAUUAUGGUUGUACAAUAAACGAUUCAUAUGUUGAAUAUCCUAAAGGAGGUAUAUUUGCUCCAUAUGUAAAAACAUUUUAUAAGUUGGAAAAUCUUCAUACGAAUAAACAACCGGAUAAUUAUUCAUUUACUGAUAGUGUUAAAUGUAUCGGCUUUCAAGCUUAUGCCAAAGAACUAUUUCUACUAGACUAUGAUUCUUAUACAUAUGCUACUUCCUCUCAAUGGCGUCCAUUCGAACAAAUAUUUUGCAGCAUAAGAAAUGAAUCAUUUUUUAUUCGUAAUUCAUCAGGUCCACAAUACGAUCAAAACUGUUGGAAUAAUUCGUAUAAAUCGUUCAAAUGUCCAUAUUCUGAUCGAUGUAUAUCUAUAUAUCGUGUAGCUGAUGGAAACGUUGAUUGUGAAGUAAAUGAUGAUGAACCAUUUUUAACAAAUGGUGCAUAUUUUGCUCCCGUAAAUUGUUCAUCGAUUCAAAAACAUCGUUUUCGUUGUUCAAUAGAAGAACCAUCAUGUUUUUUAAGUUCAAAUAUUGGAGAUUCUAUUCGACAUUGUAUCACAAAUAAUCGUGAUGAAUAUUCAGUUGAAAUGGAAUUAAAAUUAUCAAAUAGUCUAUGCACAGUUAAAAAUUCUGUUGAAUGUACCUUAGUGAAAAAAUAUAUCGAGCAAUCGUCAUCGCUUAUUUCAUUAACAAACACAACAGAUAAUAAUACAAAUAUAAAUUUGGCAUUAUUAUCUUCUAAAUCAAUGUUAUUUAGUCAAUAUUGUGAUACAUUUUGGGAUUUAAUAUUAGGUUUUGAUGAAACAUCAUAUUUAUGCAAAGAAUGGAUUUGUCCAAGUAGCUAUUAUCAAUGUUUGAAUGGACAAUGUAUUCCAUUGGAUUGGAUUUGUGAUGGUGAAUGGGAUUGUAGUGAUGGAAGCGAUGAAGAAGGUUUAUUAUCAAUAAUUAAACUUUCACAACAUAAUUCCAAAAUAAUAAGUUUGAAUAAACUGAAAUUAGAAUGCCUACAAGAACAUUAUAUUCGUCCAUUUUCCAAUAUUUGUACUAUUUUUGAAUAUCCAUGUAUAUUAGCCAAUGUUAGAGAUCCAUUUAAUUUUACUGAAAAUCGACCAUGUAUAAAUGUUAGUAAAAUAGGUGAUGGAAAAUCUGAUUGUUAUGGUGGAUUAGAUGAACGAAACGUUCGUAGUUGUUCUGUACAACGAAUGUUAGGUUUUGAAUUUGAAUGUCAAGCUGAAAAACCUGAAGAUAUUGCUGAUAGUCAUUGUAUUCCAUAUGGUGAUCAAUGUAGUCUUCGUUGUUUAAAUGGUGAAGACAAGACAUUAUGUUUUUAUUUAAAAAAUAAUUCUAGAAUUCGUUGUGAUGGUUCAAUGGUUAUGGAAAUAGAAUCGUACAAAGAUGUUCAUUGUCUCGAUGGUAAAUGCAUACCAAAUGCAAGAUGUAAUGGAAUUUCUGAAUGUUUCUAUGGUGAAGAUGAAUACUAUUGUAGUAAAGAAUCAGCAAUAUUUACAAAAUAUCGAGGCUUUAAACAUCGUUACAUGAAUAAUAUUCUACAAACAGUUAAUCUACCGAGCUAUCCAGAAAAAGUUGAUGAAACAUUAAACCAAGAUCAAACUAUUCGACAUACAAAACACCAUGAUUACAGCGAUCAUUUUCUUCAAAUUUCAUCGAAUAUAUCCUCUAUUAUUCAUCGAAUUAUCUGGAAAAAAGUAUCAUCUUCACUUCAGGUCAUGACUUUUGUCAAUGAUAUACAACAAUAUAGGAAUACAAAUGACUAUAUAUACUUUAAUCAAAGUAACGUUAAUUAUAAUCUUUUACAAAUGGAACAACUGCUGAUAUAUCAAUCAAUUGAGCCAUGGACAUGCAAUCGAGGAGUAGCAGUCGAAAGACAAAUGAAUAAUUCUUCAAAUGCAAUCAUUAAAUGUUUUUGUCCACCAAGUUAUUUUGGACGAUUUUGUCAAUAUUAUAGUGAUCGUAUAACAGUUAUUACACAUUUGGACGGUUUAAAAUAUAUUUACAAAGAUUAUCAACAAUUACUGAAUAUUACAAUAAAAGUAUUAGCUACGUUCAUUCAUAACGAAAGUCAUAUCGUUGAUCAUAAUGAAAUUCAUUUUACACCAGUAGUAAACAAUUUAAACGAAAAACAAAAGUUUUAUUUUGUUUAUCCAAGACCAAGAACAUUAUCUCGAAAUCGUCUUUAUCAAAUACGCUUUGAAGCAUUUGAACUAAAUAUGAAUACCACUAUUCGAUUAUUAGCUAUUUGGAAAUAUCCAAUUGAUUUUGAUUUUCUUCCAUCAUUUCGUAUAGCAAAAAUAUUAAAAUUUCAACAAAAACAAAAACAAGAACAACAAACUCACCAUAUUUGUGAAAUAAAUCCCUGUCAAAAUAAUGGUACUUGUUAUCCUAUAAUGAACAACAAUGAUUCAACUAUGUAUUUUUGUUAUUGUGUCAAUAAUUCAUAUGGAAAAAAUUGUGAACAUAUUGAUGAUUCUAGUUGUUCAAUAUGCUCAUCGAAUUCUUUAUGUCGACCACAUUAUCAUAAUACUGCUAAUCCAUUAUGUUUAUGUCCAAUAAACCGUUUUGGUCCAACAUGUCAUUUAGAAAGAAAAUGUGAUAUGUUUAAUAAUAAGAAUCCCUGCUUAAAUGGAGGAUCAUGUUCUGUCAAAUAUGAUCAAGAUGCUUUAAUAAAAGAUUAUGUUUGCAUUUGUCAAGCCAUGUAUUAUGGUGACCAUUGUCAAUAUCUGCCUAGCCGAAUUAAUAUACAAUAUUUGAUCAACGAUAUUAAUCUUCAUUCGACUCUUGCAUCUGUUAUUCAACUUUAUAAUUAUGAUUUUCUAACAUUAGAUUUGAUUUUAGAACAACAACAAGUUUAUGAAGGUCAACCAACGUAUUCAAAUAUUAUCUAUGCUAGACAAUUGUUACCAAGUCUUGGUUUCCUUAAAGUAUAUUAUCAUGAUAAACAACAUCCAAUGACACUAAAUGUCAAAUACUUUAUUUUAUAUAGUCGAAAAGAUGAAAGAAAUAUUAGUUUAACAGUUACUUUAAACAUGAACAAUUCUUGUCCGCAUACACAUUUAUUAUUUUUUUCCAAUGUGUCACAAACAGAAUAUUUACUACCAAGUUUACACACUCAUGAACUCAUUUAUUACAAUGUUGUUCCUGAUCCAAAAUAUACAAAAAACGGGACAUGGUGUGUUACACAAUAUAAUAAACAAGUGUCAUUUUAUAACCAAGCAAUAACAAUUUUCAAUUAUAUAAUACCAUGUCUAAUUAAUUUUGUUUCUGCACUUAUUCUCAUUCUAGUUGUUGCACGCAAACGUGCUAAUACAAAUCAGCAAAAAUCUUAUAUUAAAGUGUUUCAACAACAACUUCAACACUACAAAGAAUUAUUUAUUCCAUCAGUUUUUAUCAUUUUAAGUGCAUUACCUCAAUUUAUUAUAUCAUUCAGUUUAGCAUGUACAGAAUUUUUAGAUAUUCCAUGGCAACGUUAUUUAGUAAUAACAGCGUAUUUUUUAUCAUAUUUACCUCAGUUGACCAAUUAUAUUCUAUUUAUAUUACCAUCUGUUUUAUACAAAACAGAAUUUGAUCGUACAUUAUUAGGACAACAGUUGAAAAAGUUUAAAAAGCAAUUCUGCACCAGACUUGGUAAAAAGCUGUAA
This is a messenger RNA of Rotaria sp. Silwood2, 4590 nucleotides long. Lineage: Eukaryota; Metazoa; Rotifera; Eurotatoria; Philodinida; Philodinidae. The record is from the annotation of a GenBank genome assembly.